Lotus japonicus is the source of this 1647-nucleotide messenger RNA. RefSeq names its product probable glucuronosyltransferase GUT1. Bases 193 to 1488 code for a protein of 431 amino acids. NCBI's taxonomy places the organism in Eukaryota, Viridiplantae, Streptophyta, Magnoliopsida, Fabales, Fabaceae. The record is from RefSeq and is a predicted model, not a curated record. The transcript is spliced from 8 exons. Gene Ontology annotation, molecular function: glycosyltransferase activity.
AUCACACAUAUUAAUAGAAGAGGAGGGAAUUCACUCAUUUUAAAGAUGAGGAGGUAAAUCGCACAAAGAUGAAAGAUCAGGGAGCAAAAGUGCAAUUAAGCCUUUUCUUGAAUCUCUCUUCUUCGCCACCGUUCACCACACACCACCAUUUCCCGCUGCAACAGUGCUUAGCACAACAACAAACCAAAAGCAAUGCCACCCCACCACCACUACCAAUGCACCCGCACGCACCAGAUCGGAGCCAUACUCCUCGUCGCCGCCACCUUCUUCCUCACGCGGCUCUUAGACGCCCCUUGCACCCUCUCCACCACCACCGGCACCACCGUUCGCUCGUCACAGCACAACCUCCCUCAAGAACCAUCCCUCAAGAUCUACGUCUAUGACGCCAGCGAGAUCGACGGAUUGAACGAGCUCUUGCGCGGAAGGGAUGGUAAGAUCACAGAGGAAGCUUGCUUGAAAGGCCAAUGGGGCACUCAGGUGAAAAUUCACAAGCUGCUGUUGCAAUCAAGAUACAGGACAUGGAAGAAGGAGGAAGCUGAUUUGUUCUUUGUGCCAUCGUAUGUGAAAUGUGCGCGGAUGAUGGGCGGUCUUAACGACAAGGAGAUUAAUCACACCUAUGUUAAAGUGAUAAGCCAAAUGCCAAAUUUUCGGUUAUCCGGAGGCCGAGACCAUAUCUUUGUCUUCCCCAGUGGUGCUGGAGCUCACUUGUUCAAAUCUUGGGCGACAUAUAUAAAUCGCUCCAUUAUUCUUACCCCAGAGGGGGAUCGGACUGAUAAGAGAGAUACUAGUGCCUUUAAUACUUGGAAAGAUAUAAUCAUUCCAGGUAAUGUUGAUGAUGGUAUGACUAAAGCUGGAUCUACAGUGGUCCAGCCUUUGCCUCUGUCAAAGCGGAAGUACUUGGCAAAUUAUUUAGGACGUGCACAAGGAAAAGCUGGUCGUCUUCGGCUAAUAGAGCUUGCAAAACAGUUUCCGGAGAAGUUGGAAUGUCCAGAUUUGAAACUCAGUGGAGGUAGCAAGUUGGGAAGGAAAGAAUAUUUUGAACACCUGCGCAAUUCCAAGUUUUGCCUCGCUCCACGUGGGGAGUCAUCUUGGACGCUUCGCUUUUACGAGUCCUUUUUUGUGGAAUGUGUUCCAGUUAUAAUAUCAGAUCAAAUAGAAUUGCCAUUCCAGAAUGUCAUCGAUUACAGUCAGAUAUCAAUAAAAUGGCCAUCCAAUCGAAUAGGUCCUGAGCUACUGCAGUACCUGGAAUCUAUUCCAGAUGAAAUAAUAGAAGCAAUAAUAGCUCGCGGUCGAAAAGUUAGGUGCUUUUGGGUCUAUGCUUCCGAUUCAGAACCUUGUUCGGCAAUGCAUGGAGUUAUGAGGGAACUCCAGAGGAAAGUGAGACAAUUUCACCAGUCAGCUGAAACAUUUUGGCUGCACAAUGGCUCGUUUGUAAACAGAAACUUGGUUGAAUUUUCCAAAUGGGAACUCCCUGUCUCUUUGCCUUGAUAAGCUACCAGAAACUUCUUAUAAUUUUUUUUUAUAACUAUCAUCCCAAUCUUAAUUCUUUACAAAGCCCAUAUUAGGUCAUAAUUCACUCAGUACUCAGUAGUAUAAAAAAAAUUUUGCUUCCGGGUCACAUGAUAUUGUAUCUAUGUCUCUUUUUUC